CCCCGCCGCAUUUGGCGGCCGCCGCCGCGGAGCAGGGCGCGGGGGGGGAUGAUGGAUCCGCGGCUGCGGCUGCUGACGCCCCGCGCCCGCCUGCCCGCCGUCAAUGGAGGAGGACGCUGAGACCCGCAAGAUCAGCAGCAGUUUCCUGCGAGACCACAGCUAUGCCACGGAAGCUGACAUCAUCUCCACAGUCGAGUUCAACCACACUGGGGAGCUGCUGGCCACGGGGGACAAGGGCGGCCGCGUUGUGAUAUUCCAGCGUGAGCAGGAGAGCAAGAACCAGCCCCACCGCAGGGGAGAGUACAAUGUCUACAGCACCUUCCAGAGCCACGAGCCCGAGUUCGAUUACCUGAAGAGCCUGGAGAUCGAGGAGAAGAUCAACAAGAUCCGAUGGCUGCCGCAGCAGAACGCGGCCUAUUUCCUGCUCUCCACCAACGAUAAGACAGUGAAGCUAUGGAAGGUCAGCGAGCGGGACAAGAGGCCGGAGGGCUACAACCUCAAGGACGAGGAUGGCCGACUGCGAGACCCCUCCAUGAUCACCGUGCUGCGGGUGCCCGUGCUGCGGCCCAUGGACCUGAUGGUGGAGGCCACUCCCCGCAGGGUGUUUGCCAACGCGCACACCUACCACAUCAACUCCAUCUCCGUCAACAGCGACUACGAGACGUACAUGUCAGCGGAUGACCUGAGGAUAAACCUGUGGAACUUUGAAAUCACAAAUCAAAGUUUUAACAUCGUGGACAUCAAACCGGCCAACAUGGAGGAGCUGACGGAGGUGAUCACGGCGGCCGAGUUCCACCCGCACCACUGCAACACCUUCGUGUACAGCAGCAGCAAGGGCACCAUCCGCCUGUGCGACAUGCGCACCGCGGCGCUCUGCGACCGCCACGCCAAGUUUUUUGAAGAGCCUGAGGACCCAAGUAACCGGUCAUUUUUUUCUGAGAUCAUCUCCUCAAUCUCUGAUGUGAAAUUCAGCCACAGUGGAAGGUACAUCAUGACCCGGGACUACCUCACUGUCAAGGUGUGGGACCUGAACAUGGAGAACCGGCCCAUCGAGACCUACCAGGUCCACGACUACCUGCGGAGCAAGCUGUGCUCGCUCUACGAGAACGACUGCAUCUUCGACAAGUUUGAGUGCGUCUGGAACGGCUCUGACAGUGUCAUCAUGACCGGCUCCUACAACAACUUCUUCCGCAUGUUCGACCGCAACACCAAGCGCGACGUGACGCUGGAGGCGUCGCGGGAGAACAGCAAACCCCGUGCCAUCCUCAAGCCCCGCAAGGUCUGCGUGGGUGGGAAGCGCAGGAAAGAUGAGAUCAGUGUGGACAGUCUGGACUUUAGCAAAAAGAUCCUGCACACAGCUUGGCACCCCUCCGAGAACAUCAUCGCUGUGGCAGCCACGAACAACCUGUACAUAUUCCAGGACAAGGUUAACUAGGAGGACCAGGUCUUCUUUAGGAGUCUCACGUACUGAUACCAGUAAACACGACGUUUCAACUGUUCCUUUUCUUUUUCUUUCUGUCUUUCUUUCUUCCUCUCUUUGUUUUUCCUUUCCCUCCUGUUCUUUGUUCAGUUCCUGCUCUGCAGAUCGCGGUUGUGCAGAGGAGCGCUGGGGCACUCCGGCCCAGGGGCCACUGGGGGCACCCCCAGACACCAGAUUUACACAGGGAGAGCUGAGACUUCUUACAGGGCAGAGUGAGGAUGCCAGGCCUGGCUGUCCCCGUCCCCAGGCACGUCCGUCCCCCUGCAGUGCUGGGGUGGCAGCCGCCGAUGGCUGAGGAGGUGAUGGGGAGGGGGCGGUCAGCUGGGAAGGGAUUGAUGGGGUAACACACCAGGGACUCUGGCCAGCUCUGGUGGCAGUGGUCCCACUCCAAUUGCUUUCAACCUGAUCCCAGAAAUAUUCCACCUGUUGUGUGGAAGAUUAGCAUGUUGCCUCCCUUUGCCAUUUUCCACAUUUGUCUUUUUAUUACAAUUAUUUUGUUUUACUAACAGAGACAGCAAAACCAAACGUAAAAUGGAAAAGUUCAGUUUUGCAAAGGACAAGCUUAAGGGGCAGGGGGGAUGUGCUGCACCUCCAGCUGUGUCUGCUCCAGCCAGGUUGCCCCCCCAGCCCCAGAACCCUCCUGAGGAUUUGGCUUUGUAGAUACUGUGGUGCCUUCUUUGGUAUAUGAAAUACCUUUAUAAAUGAUGCUUCCGACCUGCAUUGAUCGCAAACCAAACCAACCCUGGGCUCUGCUGCAGUUCUGGGCUUUGCUUUGGUCAUUUUUCUCAUUCUGUUGUGAGCUCUUGCAUGUUGUGACUGUCUCUCUCUCUUUCUCUCUCUCUUUCUCUCUUUUUUAAUUAAUUUAUUUAUUUAUUCAAUUUUUUUAAGAUAAAGUAUAAGUUGCUAAUUUAUGACCUAAAAAAAAUCCAACUGUAUAUUGCUGUUAGCCCCUGACUGUGUCAGAGAGAGGCUGUCUGCAGUCCUACAUUAUAAUAACAAUGAUAAUAAUAAUAAAACCGGUAACUCUU
This is a messenger RNA of Melospiza georgiana, 2508 nucleotides long. It is a transcript of the gene PPP2R2B, whose product is annotated as protein phosphatase 2 regulatory subunit Bbeta. Gene Ontology annotation, molecular function: protein phosphatase regulator activity; protein binding. The transcript is spliced from 9 exons. Gene Ontology annotation, cellular component: cytosol; protein phosphatase type 2A complex. NCBI's taxonomy places the organism in Eukaryota, Metazoa, Chordata, Aves, Passeriformes, Passerellidae. The record is from RefSeq and is a predicted model, not a curated record. The coding region runs from base 104 to 1435 and encodes 443 amino acids. Gene Ontology annotation, biological process: peptidyl-serine dephosphorylation.